Drosophila obscura is the source of this 2692-nucleotide messenger RNA. RefSeq names its product nuclear pore complex protein Nup107 (gene Nup107). Gene Ontology annotation, cellular component: nuclear pore; nuclear pore outer ring. Gene Ontology annotation, biological process: post-transcriptional tethering of RNA polymerase II gene DNA at nuclear periphery; protein import into nucleus; mRNA export from nucleus. NCBI's taxonomy places the organism in Eukaryota, Metazoa, Arthropoda, Insecta, Diptera, Drosophilidae. The record is from RefSeq and is a predicted model, not a curated record. Gene Ontology annotation, molecular function: structural constituent of nuclear pore.
CCGGUCUAAUUUUUGAGGGUCGACGGUAUAUCUUAUCGAUAAGUCCCGCGGAUUUUAUCAGCGUGUAUUUUUGUACAAUAAAAAAUAAACAAUAAAUAACAAAUAAAUUUACAAUCGACCAUGGCCGACAGCCUGUUCCGAAUCAGCCGCAGUGGAUUGCUGCGAACGAGUGCGAAUAGCUCUAGCUUACAACAGACUCUAACCCGCCCGCUACGUCCUGAGAACAAUGUGACCGCAUUGACUGAAACACUAAUGGACCCAGAUGACUCGAACCGGGGCAGAAGCCGGAUGGAUGUCCUGUUCGCCCAAUUCUUCGACAUCCUGCAGGCGCACACCAACGAGACGGAGACCUUCGAGGUUCUGCUGAGCUUGUCUUUAGCGUGCAAGGGAGUCGUGGAGCAACUGCAGCUGGAAAUAGAACGGGGCAUGGGCGGAGAACAGGGCGCCGCGCACAGAACGGCCAGCAUUAGUUGGCUAAAGCAGGAGAUCAACACUUGGCGCUUGCUCCAUGGCAUCUACUAUGAUCGAAUAUUGCUCCAGACGGACACCCAAGCCGACGAUGAAAUGCAGGAAGGUCCCGUUCUUGGCGGCAGUGAGAAAAUGGUAAUCUCUCAGCUCUAUGCCAUCAAUUCCACCCUGAGGGAGUACCAGCUGGUUGUCGACUGGCUGGAGGCCUGCUACGACCAAAAGGAUCCAGAGAAUUUGCUUCACUGCCACGACCGGAUGAUGGCCUGGGAGAACACGCUCUUCCAGUUGGAGAAUCUGCAGGGAGCUGCGUUUGGGAAGAAGCAUGAAAUAGUCAAGAGCUUGGAUCCCGAUGCUCCUGUGAGGGAGAAGCUCUCUCUGCACGCUCUGGACGAAGAAGACAACAUGAGGCUGGGCCGAGCGAUUUUCGGGGCCAUCAGGAGAGGACGUAUCGAUGAUGCCCUUAAGUUGUGCAAGCACUACGGCCAGGCCUGGAAAGCUGCCAUACUAGAAGGGUGGCGCCUCCAUGAGGAUCCGAACUUUGAGCUUAGUGGAUCCCUGGUCAACGAGAAAUUGCCCAUUGAGGGAAACCCUCGUCGCGAUGUGUGGAAAAGGUGUGCCUGGCGUGUGGCCGACUCAAAGCGCUACGACGAGUUCACACGCGCCACAGCUGGCGUCUUUGCGGGACACUUGAGUUCUUUAAAGGCGCUGCUGCACAACAAUUGGCAUGAUCUGCUCUGGGCCCACAUCAAGGUCCAAAUCGACAUUCGUGUGGAAUCCGAGAUUCGGGAAUGCUGCACAAAGCGUUAUCAGGACAUGCCCGAGGACUAUUGGAACGGAAAAAUGACAUUGGAGCAAAUUUUCGACGAACUGAAUGUAGCCAAAGAUGUGUCUGUGAAAGACUUUGCCAAGGGCCAGCUGGGCAUCAUACAGAAGCAUCUUAUCCUGGACACUUGUGGCGAGCUGAUCCAGCACAUGGUACGCUGGCUAGAGACGGACGCCAUCAAGCUGUCUUCUCACCAGCUCCGCUUUAUGGCCCACAUUGUUCUGUUCCUGCGGCAGAUUGGACGUGUCGAAAACGAAAAGCAGGCUGAAAAAAUUAUCGCCUCCUAUGUGGAGGCGCUGCUGGCACGUGGAGACGCCCAGCUUAUAGCCUACUAUGCUGCGGCCUUAUCCAACCGCCUUCAAGUGAAACUUUACUCCCAAUUCCUCGAGACAGUUGAGCAGGAACGUGCGCGAGAGCUGGCCAUCGACGCUGCCCUGCAAGCAGGAUUGGACGUGGAGCAGAUCACCCGCCUUACAGUGGAAACUAUACGAAACACUCAGCAUCCACUGGGGGAUCUCGGGGAACCCCAUGCAGGAGAAAUAUCAGCUCCGGACCAGUUUAAGAUCGCGGCUCUGGAGUGGCUCAUCUUUCUGCCGGAGCAGCGGAGCGAACUUCUCUGGCAAGCAUGUGCCAUGAUGCGUAUUUAUCUGGCAUCUAACAAGAUCGAGUGCAUGCGCAAAACAUUCCUGAUGGUGCCCGGCGACGUGGUCACCCGUCUGAUAGCCACCUUCGGUUCCUUGGAAAAUCUACCGUCUCGCGAGGAGUGCAGCUUGAAGGAAUAUCUCUGCUACAAGGUAUACCUUGCUGGCGUCGACAGCUUUGUUGAGUGGAAUCGCCGGCACCAGAAUCCUCCGCAAAAGCCGGCUGCGCUCGUUGCAAUUACCAGCCAGGACAACUUCACGAAUCGCCUGGUGAGCGAGCGAAAGGAGCAGACCUAUCGCAUUGAGCUGGAAAGAUGGGAGCAGAAGGUCAAGGAGCAGGCAAAGCAGACAACGGAAGCCUUGUACAACAUUUUGAUGUUCCCGGAGAAAGGCUGGCUGGUUGACCCCUUUAUCUCCAAGGAGCCGGAAAAUGCUGCACAGCUCAAUUGGGAGAAUAGACUGUUGCAGAUGGAAAAGCUGCGCUCCCUUUGUCUGCCCGAGAUCGCACUACUUCUUCACGAGGUUAUGUCCAAGUCCGGAGACCUUGUUGGCUGUGUGCGCCUGGCGGAUGAAAUAUCUAGCGAGCAUCGGCAGCUGUACAAGGUCUACACCAAGCACAAAAUGGCCGAGCUUCUCUCCAAGAUUGCCGACACUUCCCUGGAGCUGCUCAAUUCGAAAGCAGAUCCCUGGGGUUACCCCAUCACAGCCUAGAAAUGUGUAUUUCAAUUGAUCGCGAUAUAUAUCUAAUUUUAAAAGUUUA